UGCUUCGAUCACGACAGCACAGAGCCGACACAUCCGACCAGUCGGUGCCAUGGGACUUGCAGAGCUCUGGUUGGCAGGCGGUACAUUGUUCAGGCCAUCUACACUGCCGAAGGUUUCCUUCCAGAAUCUUGAAGGAGACUAUCAUGUUAGCCAAAAUGGUUACUGGGACCAGAAUGGCCAGUGGAUUGCUGAGGCUGAGAGAGAAGCGCAGGCUGAUGCAGUGAGUGAGGCUGAGAACACCCGCCAUGAGAUGGCUUUGGAGGAUCCCGCCUCGGUGGUGGAGAUUGCCAGCAAGAAGGCCGGGAAGGCCAUCCAGCGUGCAGAAAGCAAUGCGGCGGAUGCCCAGGCCACACAAUCUGUGGAGACCUCCUGCGCUCGGCCUGUCGCGUUCGUCCCCUGUACCACUGAGGUCUUGCACAUGAGACUGCGCAGCCAAAAAGCCGCUGAUUUGGUCGGGAAUGUGAAGCAUGCAUUGACCGACUUGAUGAGAAGACGGAACACGUUGAAGCUCAAGAGAGAGCUCUCCAAGAUGGACCACUACUGGCAAGUGCUGAAGGAGUGCGACUCGGAGAAAACUCCUGAUUGUCACCAGAUGGUUCGAAAGGCUCUGCAAGGAAUUGCGCAUGAUGCAACAGAGGCUGCCAAGGCUGCUGAGGACUUGACAGCCCUUGGUCAUGUGGUGAAGCGCCGAACUUAUCCCAUUCUGGACCUGCUUCGCAUGGGAAUUGGCCCUGCACCAGACCAGCUAGAUGCCUUGGAUGCUCCGAAUCCACCCGAUUUCGUGCCAGCCCCAGGCCCAGUUCCUGGCACUGCCGGUGGUUGUGAUUGUGCUCCACACUCCCACUGUGCAGGCCGAGGAAGAGAGUUCCCCUGGUGCAAAGUCAACCGGACAGAGCCCUGUGCCUUGCUGUCUCAGCCAUCCUUUGUGGAUGCCUCGGGAGCCGAUCACCGUGUGGCCGGAUCUGGGCAGCCUCCCGCGGUGUGGGACUAUUGUGCUCCGGUCUCCGAGAACUCGGAGACGGUGCAUGCGGGGGGCCAUUGCGAGAGGCGCGACGACAUCGUGACAAAGUAUCAUGAUGAUCCGGACUUUUGGAGCAAAGAUGGACGUUUCAAUUGGAACCAAGUGCCGCGGAAGGAUCGCAUGACCUUGGAGGCCAUGACGGCUCCCAAAGAGGGCCAUGGCCUUUGCGUUCGAACGCCUUCCAGUGGUGCUCACUUCGUGUGCCCAACAGCACAAGACGAUUUGGACGAAGCCAAUCCGGAGGGGACGGAAUGGGCGCGAACUCGGACCUGGGACUUUUGUGUUCCGGCAGCUCCAGCUGACAAGAUACAAGCUUUGCAAGAACUCCAGCAUGAAGAGGAGGCCAACAGCCCGGGAGUUCAGAUGCAGGCCGAGCACUUCCGGAAGCCCUUCGAGAAGGACCCAGCAGCCGAAAACAAGGACUUGGCGCUACAGCACGAAGGUGACCAUGGUCAAAACGGCUAUGGUCGCUACGGUGGCUAUGCUCCCAUGCAGCAAGGUUUGGAUCCCAUUUCUUUGGUAUUUCUGGAGGCUUCGCUCCAUUCAAAGAAACAAUUCCAUCGAACAUACGAAACAUUUCUUUAG
Durusdinium trenchii is the source of this 1606-nucleotide messenger RNA. Lineage: Eukaryota; Dinophyceae; Suessiales; Symbiodiniaceae. The record is from the annotation of a GenBank genome assembly.